UUUAUCCAGAAAGGUACAGAUAGCAUUUCCAGCUUCUUGUCGGUCACGUUGUUAGGACCACAUGGCGGACUGAUUAGUUCACAGAAAUAGCGAAGAUGUCCUCUAGUUCUUCUGGUGGCCCCGGAGGUGGGACGCCAUCGUCCGCCCGAACAAAAGCCGGUUUGCCUUCGGACCGCCGCCCUCUGGUCACCAACAUGUCGUCCGCCACAUCACCAGGGGGCUUGAUACAGCAAUCUCUCCUCGUCCAGCAGCCGCAACGGACGACGCACAAACCUUUUGGCGAGCUGUCCCUGAAAAAUUGCGAAGAUUUAAUGGGUGUGAGUGCGCCCAUGGGAAGCUUAUUCAACAACAUGUCUCACAAUCUCCAUGCGUCGAGCACGUUUGCUGGCGACGCAUCCGAAGCAGCACAGCACCACGCGCUUCUCGAGAAAACGGAAACGACCAGUAGCAGUGCGGACCUGCUGAUGGGGCACGUGUGGGCACGGAUUGCCCUCUGGCUGGACGUUAGGUCUCUCGGCCGGUUUUUACAAAUAGUCAAACUCGCGAAGGAGGAGGAGCACCAGGUGUGGCAACACUGCGCCUACACGCUGCACUUGUGCGUUCCGGUGCCUGGCAAUUCGUGUAACUCCUCCCAUGUGAAUGCCAACAUCCACUGGAAGCAGCUGGUGAAGAACUUCGUGGAGCACCACGCAACGCCUACCAACAUUCUGCGGGCGAACGGGCUGGACCUGUACGUGUGCGGGGAUCCGGAGAGCAUCGUCGACCGGCCCAUCCGCCCGGGCACGACACUGUUCGGCUUGCCGUUCUCUGGCCAGUGUCUUUCCACGCGCUUGAGCUCCCUGCCGCCCAGGAUGGUUUUGGACCACCCAAAGUGGCCACGGAUCCGGCCGGGGGAGGGACUGGUUCUGCUGAAUUUUCGAACGGUAUCUUCUACCGCGAAGAGUGGCGAGUUCUUGAAGAGUAGUUCUUACGCAGCGACGAUAUCUACAACCGCCGCCGACGAAGAAAAACAGUUCUGUUUUGCGAUCGGGUAUCACCGGAGUUUUGCCACACUGAUCCACAAAAUCAGCGAGUUGUGCGGCGUGUCGGAAGUGCGCGGCUUUCACGACGACCUAACCGCCCCUUUGCGUUCCCUUUUUUGGUGCGCGGUGGAGGAGCUCACGCUGACGCAAUUCCAAAGCGAUACACAUGCAACAAGUUGUGCGGGUGCUGUGGAGCGUCAGAAGACGGGACAGAGUAGUGUUUCUGUCGCCGCAGAGCAGUCUUCAUCAUCUUCCUCCGAAAAUUGCGCUUCUACUUCGGGAUCAAAUAUUAACGCGAAAAUGCCUGGAAGAAGUGGGAAAAGCAGCAGUCGAAACCAGAAUAAACACAAUCGUGGCACCAGCACAAGUAGCCGCCCUGCUGAGUUAACGCGCGCGCCCCGACCGCGCGUCACUGGUGACCUUGCGCCACGACGUCGCUCAGUGCUGGAAUCGGCCUUCUGGUGGGAUCCCGAAACUGACACCGGUUGUUUUUGGACCGCCGACCUCCUCUACUCCCCGAAAAGUUGUGCCAGCGGGAACGGCCAUGCGACUUUCGACUCCGAUAGGGAGAAAACUUCUGCUGCAGGCGAAGGCGAGCCAUUUUUUAUGGUAGACCAGGAAAUCGAAGGUGCCGAAGCCGAAGACGCCAAGGCUAAUUUUUUUGAUGAAACUGCGGUCGGGGAACAACAUAGGGAGGACCAACUUGGUGGCUCAGUUCGGGUGGCGGGCGCUUUGCAAUUUUCGCCGGAAGCGCGCCGAGAUCAUAGUGGCGCCAACAUUGAUGCAGCUACGAGGGCAGCAAAGACACCAGUCACUCCGACACAACAAAAUAACAGUUUCGAUUUUCGCACCGCGGUCUCGAGCGACUGUAAGCCGCAGCAAAGAGGAGCAAUAGAGUCAGACAACGAUGCCGGCACUCCGUCGUCGUCUUCUUCUUGUGGUUCAAGCUGCGUCGCUCAGGAGGACGAUUUUUACGCGUCAGCAACUAGCAGCAGUCUGGAAUUAUUCCAGGAUGCGACACACGAGAAGAAGAAUACGCUGGAAAACGCAAGAACAGGGUCUGACUUGUUACACAACAAGCCGCUGGCUGCUUCACAAAAGUUUUCCGAGAAACAGUACGUGGAGGUUCCGGCUACCUCCCCAGAGAGGGUCUUGGGAACUACAACAGCGCCAGGCGUUUUUCUGCCCGACCCUCGACCCAUGUUCUCCGCCGGUUCGCCGGCCCCGAAUGUCAGCGCAACUGCUGGUGACCACCACGUAAACAACGACUCCGCGUCGCAUAAUUUUCUCGCUUUUUCACCAGAUAACGGAAGCAUUUCUUCUGCAAUAUCAUCCAUUGCACGCGUAAGCCCGAUGGAACAGCUGAAUUCGAAUAGCGAUUCGCUCGCGGCAAUGGAUGCGCUUGUCAACGCUAGUUUGCUUGCGCAGGGUAAUGAGGAACCACCUGUGAGGACCAGCAAGGUGCGCACAAACGACAGGAGAGAUGAGGCUUCUUCGGAAGGGUUACUCGCUGUUCCAAAAGAGACGGGAGUUGAAGAAGAUGAACAGCAAAGGGAGACAAAGGCAGGAGCCGAACUAGCUGAAGCAGGAGAAAAAUCCGAUUCACCUCUGUUUUUCGACUCCGAGAACCCUGCAACCUUUGCAACCUACAGUGGACGGGAUCCGACAACCGCUCCCAGUCGCAGCCGUUCGCAGUCAUUGGUGACGGAGGAGGUAUUGAUCGUGCCAGCUUCCGGAUCCAGUGAUGGAAUUGCACCUACCUCGUCACAGAUCACAGGUACUAACGAAUUAGCGCAGCGGCCUGGGGAUCCUGCUGUGCAGGAACAAGCGCCAGCAAGUGCGACUUCCGCAGCAAGCUCUUCUACUAACGUUGUAGGAGUUCCUGAAGACGAGCCGUUCGUCAACACCAACACCACUAGAAAUGAUCGUGAGCAGUCUCCGAGGACAUCAACAACAGCAGAUCCGUACUACGAGGCGCAGCUACGCCGGCUAACCAGAACCCGGAAUGCGGCGACGCUGUCCGUUCUUCUGCGCGAAGCGCCGGAGCUUGCGGAACACCUACACUCCAUCAGCGACGAGGAUUUGACGCGAUUGCUCGACAUGAUUCACGCGACCACUGCUUCCCCGAGUAGGAGAAGCCGGCCGGACCUGUCGCCCCGCGCGGGUUCUACCUCACCGCAGGAAACGGCGUCCUCCACAAACUCCAACCGAUUCGUGUCUAGCUCUUCCCGUCGGGGCGAGCGAGGUGGGGAGGCGACUGCUUCUCGGUCUGCCGCCACGGGACGACGGGGGAAUGAUGACGGCGAGGAGGUCUUCCCCGCAUCCUCGUCCUCCGCUCGCGACGGCGAGGGCGAACCCAGAACGCGUGGGCGGGCCGGACCGUCGCAAGAAGCACUGGACCAGAUGUUGACCGGCAGUGUUGAUAGUCCUUUGUCGGAAUCUCUCGAGGAGCCUGAUGCCAUUGACAGCGAUCCCUACGGCAGGGGGCGCAAUCCCUUCGGCGCGGCCGGGUCCAAUUCCAUAUCUGAAUCUUCGGUGGAAGAAGAAUUCGUGCAGAAAACAGUCACCUACUGCGGAACUGGAACAUCCUCGAGCGCAGCGUCCGGAACAAACAAGAGCAAUAGCAGCAGCAGCUCGAGUAGUUCUAGCUGUUCGAGUUCCUCCAGCAGCAGCAGUGCAGUUCUGACCGAUUCUACGCACGGGCACGGACCGCCAGUAGAUGAGACUACUGCAGGGCUCCCCGAAAAGGCUUCUGUGACAGCGACCAGUAAAAAUGCACAUGGGGUGGAAAACAGCAAAAAAGCUGUCGCGAACUACAGUACGGAAGAACAACAGGAGGUCCACGGGGGGCUGGGUCCGACUUCCAGUACCGCUACAUCAGGCACGACGAGAUGCGGCACGACCACCCUGACAUCUGCCGCAUCUUCGUCAAUCCUGGCCUCCGAAGGGGCCGACUUUUCCCACGCCAGUAGUACGGCCCUAGCGGUUUCUGACGAAAAUGAUCGAGGAAAUGUAAAUGAGAUUUUUCCAAUAACUCCUCCAGGACCUCCACGGGUGGGAUGUGCUUCUAGCAGUUCUAGUCCAAUUGAUCGGAAAAUGAGCAAAAAAGAUUCGGUACGGCCGUGCUCGUCCAGUGCGACGACGUCUGCAGCUGCUGUACCAGUGCGACGUCGAUGCGAGGGAAGCUCCAGCUCGCUCAUUAUUGAUGAGAUUGCGAACACAGCCUCCUCGCCUGUGAAGCGGUUCUCGACGUCCAUUCCGAUCACCUACUCGUGGACACCAAAAAACGUCGAGAGCAUUGCGAGUCGCGGAGCGCAUCAGCCGCACUCGGUGUACCACUACGCGUCCCCGGUCGCGGAGCGCGCCACGACCGGGGGCAGUUUGUUUGACGACCGGUUUUCGCCUGCUCGGUCGCAAGUCCCAGUGCUGAGCAGCCGAGAACGUGAGGGAGAUCAGCAGCCGCAGCUGGUCCUGGAGGGUCUUCCACUUGAAGCACAACAGGAGGUGGGAAGGCAGGAAGUAGAUCUUGGCGCGCGUGAUGAAGCUACGCUAUUACAGGAGACGAGGAGAACACGCCAGCGACUUAUAUUACCUUUACCGUCGGACGCAGCAACAUCUUCUUCAUCACAUACUACCCCUGCGGCUCCUGCCGAUAAUGUUCACGCAGUGCCGGCGGAGCACGAGAGUCCACCGCCAAGUCCCGUGCAGCGCAGUCGAACGCGGCUGACAGCGGCCGCAAAGUCGAAGAAAAUCUUCAUUGACACGCGCGAUCAGCCCGACCGCGACCACACGGACGACGCGCGGUUUCUAGCCUCACCCAUCGCGCUGCCGCCCCCGGUGCCGGUUCGGGUCCUGGAAGCGACGAAGCAAGCGAGGCAAUUCGAGUUCGCGCCCUUCGCGCCGGACCGACUGAUGCUGGUGGGCGACAAGCACGGGCACGCGAGCGUCGUGGACAUUGUGAAGGAUAAGAAGGUGGGAACUUCCGUUUUCAUCGACGCAAAUCCGCUGCUCGGCCUCUCCUGGCUCCCGCUGUUUCCCAACCGCGCGCUCAUCGGGGCGGCGCACAGUGGCUCGGUCUGCAUGAUUCAGCGCGACGUGGAAACCAACAACCUGCAGAAACUCCACCUGUACCAGCCCUUCAUGCAGCUCUCCUCUCUUUCCGCGAACGCCACCAACGACUACUUCGUGGCCUCGGGCUUCGCGCACGAGCUUGGCGUGUUCGAUGUGAACCGCAACUUCCCGAUCAAGAUCAUCAACGGCGCGCACGAGCACUUCAUCAACAUCAGCCGGUUCGCGCACACGCACCCGCACCUGGUGGCCACCGCCAGUUUCGACAGCACCUGCAAGUUGUGGGACCUGCGGCAGCAGAGAUCGAACCGGCCCUGCUGCACCUGGCACACGGGGGGACUGAACGUGAUGUGCGCCUUUUCGCCGGACGACCGGUACCUGCUGGCAUCCGGGGUCGACACCCGGGUGCUGCAGUACGAGAUCGCGCAGCCCGACCGCACGCCCAACCGCUUUGCCGGGAUCCUGCGCAAGCCCUCCUACGCGACCCGGUACCGCCGGUCGGUCUACUUCGCGAACAGCAAGUGCUUCGUCACCGGGGCCACGGACGAGGGCCACGUGCACGUGCUGGGCGUGAUGGGGGAAAACUACGGGAAGAUCCGCGUUACCAACGACGCGAUCGCGGCGCAGUACUUUCCGAAGCCAACCGCGGCGAAUGUGCGCGGAGGCGGCGCGGGCUCCUCUUUAUCCGUCGUCCCACAGUCGCCCGCGGCCCGGCGGGCAGGGCAGAGCCCGGUUUUCAGUCCAGCCCUGAACGUGCUGCCCCUGCGGCGGCACGACGACGAACGGCUCGAGGACGCGGAAAGCAACGAGGAGGACAGGCAUCUCGAUGUCUUGGACGAAGAUGCAGAUGAAAAUGCGAGAAGUGCGGAUGUUGUGCGCACUGAAAACUAUUACGAGACCACAGACACUUACCCGUUGCUGGAGGAAGAUGAAGGGCCAAGUAGCUAUGCGACAAGACGAGAGCAGGGCGUUAUUAGCUCAGCGUCGCAACCGUCCCCGAUGAUGCCAACAGAAAGCGCGGAUCCGCGGAUGCGGUCCCGGGCGGCAGAAGUGUUGCUGCAGACGCCAACGUAUUUGGCUGCGACGCGCAGAACACGCUCCAACUGGACAACCUCGUCCAGCGAAGGCGAUCCCAUGGCCAAUUUGCAGACCGGAGUGCUGCAGCAGGAAGAGCAACUGCAUUCCGGAGGAGCUGCAAGAAUAUAUUCCAGAAGUAGAGCUGCAGCGCUUGCGCGUCAACAAAGUUCAGGUGGGGCGAGCUACAACGAGGAUGACGAUGCUAUUGGACCACCAGCGCCCGCGCUGGGGAGCGCGGUCAUAGGGCAACCGACAUCGGCAGAGGACGACGAGUCGAGUCCAGGGGGUAGAUAUGCUGAAACCGGGCGGGCGAUUCCCCGACGCGGGGGAGGUGCGACGCGGACAGGUUUUGACACGUCUGCCUACGGAAGGCCAUUUUCAGGUCGACGAACCAACAGUAACAAUUCAUCUCCUGGGGCAGUGUCGAGCAGGAGCUUAACUCGCCCAUUGCACGACUACGCGUCCAGACGAGCCUCUCCAGCAACGCUGCAUCAGCAAAAUGAGUCGCGGUUGUACAGUGACCGUGGUGAGCGUGACGCACAAACGCGGCAGCAAGAUACUCCCGCGAACGCGCCGGCGGAUCCGUACGUGCAAUCCGUCCGCACGCAUCCGGUGCGGUCUAACAUCUUUGCGGUGUUGCUCGCCGGCCACCCCCCGCGAGCAGAUUCCUACAUCGCGCUUUGCGAGCGGCCGGUCCACAGUAGAAAUUCGCUUGCAAGAAGGCGGUCGCAAGAACUUCUCUUGGGAAGCUGCGUUUCAUCAUCAUCUUUUGGAGCAAGAAGCCCUGCUUCCAGGCACGUUGUCUUGAAUCUCGACGACAUCCCAGAGGACAAGUAA
Molecule: messenger RNA, 7004 nt
Organism: Amoebophrya sp. A120
Lineage: Eukaryota; Dinophyceae; Syndiniales; Amoebophryaceae
Source: the annotation of a GenBank genome assembly